Cydia pomonella (codling moth) is the source of this 2114-nucleotide messenger RNA. RefSeq lists its product as uncharacterized. NCBI's taxonomy places the organism in Eukaryota, Metazoa, Arthropoda, Insecta, Lepidoptera, Tortricidae. The record is from RefSeq and is a predicted model, not a curated record. Bases 251 to 1078 code for a protein of 275 amino acids. The transcript has a single exon.
UCUUAUUAUAUACUCCCAGAUAUCCUAUAGUGGUGACCCCGAAUGAACAUUAAUUGAGUGCACCUUGAACUUUUACGGCAGUGAAUUAUAAUAUUAUUUUGCAUACAGACUUAAGUAAUAAUUAUUUUAUGGGGAUCUGGUUGAGUUAAAUUCGUAAUCGUCUUGAGUGCGCGUGUGUUUGCGUGUGCUAUCGGGCAGACAACUCCCCGGCUCCAGGGUCAUCGGAAGCAAAUUUAAGAGGUGUAGCAGAAUGUCUCCGACACCACCAACCCCACAAACAACAACUAUUGAAUUAUCCGCUAUAUCAUUAGCUGCAAAGAUACCUGAUUUUUGGCAGGACCAGCCGCGACUAUGGUUUUUGCAGGUGGAAGCUAUUUUAGCACAACAAAAGGCAGGUGAUCAAUCAAACUACAAUAUGGUCAUCGCAAAAUUAGGAAAGCAAGCAAUUCAGCAAGUUGCGGAUAUCCUUGAGAAGCCGCCUAGUGAGAACAAAUUCGAUACUCUGAAGGCCAGAUUGCUUAGUGUUUACGAGGAGACAGAAGCGAAGAGGUUACAGCAAUUGAUGUCAGACAUGGAAUUGGGUGAGCAACGACCAUCUCAGCUAAUGAGGAGAAUGCGUGACCUUGCGCGUGAUAAAAUUCCGGACGACACUUUAAUCUAUUUUUGGCAAGGUCAUCUACCACCAUCGGUAAGGGCAGUCGUAGCGUCAGCAGAUUCAAAAAACUUAGAAAGCCUUGCAAGUAUUGCCGACAAGGUCAUGGAGACGUUUAAACCGAAUGAAGUCGCCUCAAUUCAGACAACAUCGCGCCAAAGUUCACCGAAUGAUUUUAUAACGGCGGAAUUAGCGAAGAUUAACAGCCGCAUCAGUGAAUUAGCCAGCUCUAGUGGACGAGGUAGGAGCCGAAGGAGGAACCGCAGCCAGGGACGUGCACGUAGUCGCUCACGCAACAACAGCCGCUCUGGGAGGACCCCUAACAGCCCUGAUUGGUUGUGUUUCUACCAUUACCGAUACAAGACCAAGGCCAAUAAGUGCGUGCAGCCAUGCAGCUGGAAAGGACAGUCGCCGACGGGAAACUAGACACCGUGCAGACGUUUUCGGCGGAACCCUGCACCUUGGUAAAUAAUUAUCGCCUUAGUGUAAUAGAUAGAAACUCUGGUUUUAAAUUUUUGGUCGAUACAGGCGCAAAUGUGAGUGUAAUUCCAAAAAACUUUAAAUUUGCGAAAGACUCUUUACAAUCCGUUAAAAAUUGCAAGUUAUACGCCGCGAAUAACACCGAGAUUAAGUCAUAUGGAUACGUCACAUUAACGUUAAAUUUGAAUUUGAGACGUACUUUUAAGUGGAAUUUUAUUGUAUGUGAUGUUAAACAACCUAUUAUUGGGGCAGAUUUUUUGCAUAAUUAUAGACUCAUUGUGGAUUUGUAUGGCAAAAAGUUAGUUGAUAAUUUGACAAGUAUUUAUGUAAUUGGUACGAUCAUAAACCAUACUGACUCAUCAAUUAAUUUAAUUAGUACGGAUAAUAAGGCAUAUCAUUUGUUGCACAAGUACCCAGAACUUUUAAAGCCGUUGUCGUUUAUCGAGGCACCUAAACACAAUAUUUAUCAUCAUAUAGAGACGACAGGGCCUCCGAUACACCAAAGAACUAGACCGCUGCCUCCUGAUAGGUACGAAAAAGCAAAAAAGGAAUUUCAAACAAUGGUGGAGAUGGGCAUUUGCAGGCCAUCUAAGAGUCCGUGGUCUAGUCCUUUGCAUAUUGUUCCUAAAAAAGAUGGAGAGAUUCGUCCGUGUGGCGAUUACAGAGCUCUGAACGCGGUCACGAAACCGGAUCGUUACCCUAUUGCGAGAGUACACGACUUCACCUAUCUACUAGCAGGUAAGUCCAUAUUUUCUUGUGUAGAUAUUCGUAGAGCUUAUCAUAACAUCAUGGUACAUCCUGAAGACGUGGAGAAGACGGCCAUUACGACUCCGUUUGGGUUGUACGAGUUUCCUAGAAUGAGUUUCGGCCUAAGAAACGCUUGCCAGACUUUCCAGCGUUUUAUGAAUAACACCGUUUUAAGAGAUUUUGAUUUUGUGUAUUGUUAUUUAGAUGACAUACUUGUUGCUUCUCUCUCAGAGGA